Messenger RNA from Sphaeramia orbicularis (orbiculate cardinalfish), 1913 nucleotides. RefSeq names its product monocarboxylate transporter 12. Gene Ontology annotation, biological process: transmembrane transport; monocarboxylic acid transport. Gene Ontology annotation, molecular function: monocarboxylic acid transmembrane transporter activity. Lineage: Eukaryota; Metazoa; Chordata; Actinopteri; Kurtiformes; Apogonidae. The record is from RefSeq and is a predicted model, not a curated record.
CGUACUUUACGGUAAUGCAACUGUCGUAAAGUACAGAUUAGAAGCGCAAACAGACUACAGGCUGUCAUACGGACACUUUCAGACACGGGGUAUAGACAGACUGUGUGGACCUUUAUAUAGCCUUGGGUCCUGCGUACAGUGACGGUUUGACUUGUCAGAAACAGACCUGAGGACUCGGGAUUUGAGGAUAUAUCAGCUGUUUUUGCUUGAACGGGGUCAUGAACUCUGCCGAUAAGCUGCUUUUGUGGACGGACAUUCAAACCAGGACAAGAAAUAAGCGUAUGGAAGAACAGAAAACUCGGAAUGCCAUCUUGACUCUUUGAACAUGAUACCAACAUAAGGAAAUGAUGCUUUGAAGUUCAGUUGAAACACAGAGAGCCGCCUGUAGAGCAGCUGAUGAAGAUGGUGAAGUCCAGCAGACCUGGUCCUCCUGACGGUGGCUAUGGCUGGGUGGUGGUCUCCUCAGCCUUCUUGGUCAUGGGCCUCACCGCUGCUGUCCUCAAAAACUUCGGCCUCUUCUUCUUGGAAAUCCAGAGUCACUACGGAGUCUUGUCCAGCACCACCUCCUGGGUCACCUCCACUGCGAUUGCCAUGUUCCACCUCGGAGCUCCAGCUGCCAGUGUGCUGACCUUACUGUUUUCUCAGAGAGUGGUCAUUGUAGUCGGAGGCCUGCUGUGUGCUUCUGGAAUGCUGUUGGCGUCCUUAGACCUCAGUUUACCGUGGCUCUACCUCUCCAUGGGCGUCCUGCAAGGUACAGGUAUCUCCUUUUCGUGGAUCCCAGCGAACAGCAUGGUGAGCCACUACUUUGUCCACUGGCGUCCGGUUGCCUACGCCAUCACCAGCUCAGGGGAAUGUGUGUUCACCAUCAUAUUCAGCCUGUUCUUCCAGUGGCUGAUUGAGACGUACAGCUGGCAGGGCGCCCUGCUCAUCAUCGGAGGCCUUCAACUCAACCUGUGUGUCUGCGGAGCUCUGAUGAGACCACUGGGGAACCAGAACCAGGACCCCAGAGACAGUGUGGACUCUGAUGCUGCUGCCGCCCCACCAAAGAAAAAGAUGAUAUUCCAGUGUUCUUUACUGAAAAAACCCGAACUUUUGCUUUAUAUCCUUUUCGCCAUACUAGCUGCUACAGGGUUUUUCAUCCCAACUCUGUUUUUAGUGCCCUUCGCUAACAGUUUAGGCAUUCAGAAAUACUGGCCAGCCUCCAUCCUCUCAGUUCUGGCCUUGGCUGAUCUGAUGGGGAGGUUAAUGUGUGGUUGGAUCGCCAACAUGAGGCUGAUGAGGAAUGCGCUGCUCACAGUGGUGGUGAUGCUGCUGGGUGUGGUGCUGCUACUGCUGCCCAUCAUCCACGCCUACUGGCCCAUCCUGCUCUUCUCUGCCCUCUACGGCUUCCUGUUCGGCUGCGUCGUAGCCAUCCACGUCACCUCCAUUGUGGACAUUGUGACCCUGGAGGGGUUCGACAGCGGACUGUGGCUCUUCAUGCUGUUUAGGAGCAUCGGUGGGUUUCAUCGGACCACCUGCUGCAGCUGGUUGGUGGAUCGGACGGGGACCUACAGCGCUGCCUUCUACCUCUCUGGCUUCUGCUCAUUUCUUUCAGCUCUGUUUGUUGUUGUAGUCGACUACCUGGUUCAGAGGAAAAAGAGACAGAGGAUCUCAGCAAGGUAGCGAACCAACAGAAUGACAGAGUAGCAGGGAAUGUCAAGUAACGCACUGUUUACCUGAUGAGCCUUUUUGUAGCAAAGACCGUUGACUAUCCGAACAUAUGGGAUCAUUUGGUCUACUGUCAGAUGACCUCACUUCAGGGUAACUUUACACAGUGCCUCUCUUGCUUCACUAGAAUGGAAUGAACAACACAUUACCUCAGACGACGGCGGAUACUGACAUGUAGAUUUGAGAUAUACUGCUAUGGUUAUAUU